Messenger RNA from Cebus imitator (Panamanian white-faced capuchin), 2978 nucleotides. It is a transcript of the gene ZNF713, whose product is annotated as zinc finger protein 713. The record is from RefSeq and is a predicted model, not a curated record. Lineage: Eukaryota; Metazoa; Chordata; Mammalia; Primates; Cebidae. Gene Ontology annotation, molecular function: RNA polymerase II cis-regulatory region sequence-specific DNA binding; DNA-binding transcription factor activity, RNA polymerase II-specific. The transcript has 6 exons. Gene Ontology annotation, biological process: regulation of transcription by RNA polymerase II. Bases 729 to 2060 code for a protein of 443 amino acids.
GCGGGGGGAGCUGGUGGGAGUCAGGAGCCCCAGCGAUGAGGAGCGCGGGCGGACGCAGCCGGCGCAUGCGUACUGGAGGUCCGAGGCCAGCACCGCGCGCCGCCAUUGCGGGGAGGCUGGAGUCAGAGCGGAUCUGGCGCGCGCGAGGCUGGACCGGCCCCAGCAGCCCAGUCACCCGGCGUCAUCCGCUUAGGCGGCGGGGCCGUCGGCACCCUCUCCCGCCCGGGUCCACACUGGUGGCGGCGGCGGGGGGCGGAGCCUGCCGGAGCGCCCUUUGUCUGCAAAGGUCUUCAACCUGAAAUUCUAUCUUACAAGAUCCCUGCCAGGAUGCAGAUUUGAAUACCAUAGUGAAAUGUGUACAUGAGGAAUUGAUGCUUUUAGAGAGAGAGAAAAAAGGUAAUAACAACCUUCGAGACCUCCUACAUCUCAACUCAGCAUGAACAAGGCAAGAUUCUGAGAGUGCGCAGAAAUCAUUCUUGUGGCUAUUCACUGGCUCCUGAGGCUGUCAUCAGAGAUGGGGCACCUUUAGAACCAGAGAGUGGCUGUUCCCCAUAAGGCACUGAAAAUCAACUUUCAGGAACUGCCUCAGAUCCUGAAGCUGCUGAUGCUGGUGUAUCUCCUGACUGUCAUGUAGAAGAACACAGAGCUUUGGUGACAUUACAACCUCAGAACUGCAAAGAGGUAUAAUCCCAGUGGAAGACUAAAUCCAGAGACUCACAAAGGAAGUUAUGCCUUCUCAGAGUGCUGUUUUUUCUCAGGAAGAGAACAUGGAGGAGAAAGAAAUGAAUGAUGGCUCACAGAUGGUGAGGUCCCAGGAAUCACUGACGUUUCAGGAUGUGGCUGUGGACUUCACCAGAGAGGAAUGGGACCAGCUGUACCCUGCCCAGAAGGACCUCUACCGAGAUGUGAUGCUGGAGAACUACAGAAAUCUGGUCGCACUGGGGCAUCAGCUUUAUAAGCCAGAGGUAAUCACACAGUUGGAGCUAGAGGAAGAGUGGGUGAUAGAAGGAGACAGCCUGCUAGACACCUGUCCAGAUGGAGAAAACAGACCCGAAAUCAAAAAGUCAACCACAAGCCAGAAUAUUUCUCAUGAACAUCAAACCCAGGAGAUGAUAAUGGAGAGACUCACAGGAGACAGCUUCUGGUACUCCAUCCUAGGAGGACUCUGGGAUUUUGAUUACCAUCCAGAGUUUAACCAAGAAGACCAGCAGAGAUAUUUAGGACAAAUAACUUUGAACCACAAAAAGAUCACACAGCAGAGAAACCUUGAGCGUAACAUGUUUGCAGAAAACUGUAAUCUGAGCUCAACCCUUAGGCAUCAGAGAAUUCCUUCCAUUAAAAUACCCCUGAAUUCUGACCCGCAGGGAAACAGCAUCAAACAUAAUUCAGACUUGAUUUACUAUGAGGGAAAUUAUGCAAGAGAGACUCCCUAUGAAUACAAUGAGUGUGGAAAAAUCUUCAAUCAACACAUUCUUCUUACUGAUCAUAUUCGUACUGCAGAGAAACCCAGGGGGUAUGGGAAGGCCUUCAGCCACAACUCGUCUCUUUCCCAGCCUCAGAUGGCGCUUACAGGAGAGAAGCCCUAUAAGUGUGAUGAAUGUGAAAAAAGAUUCAGCCAGAGGAUACAUCUCAUUCAACAUCAGAGAAUUCACACGGGAGAAAAGCCCUUUAUAUGCAAUGGAUGUGGGAAAGCCUUCCGUCAGCAUUCAUCCUUCACUCAGCAUCUGAGGAUUCAUACGGGAGAAAAGCCCUAUAAAUGUAAUCAAUGUGGUAAAGCCUUUAGCCGUAUCACGUCCCUUACUGAACAUCAUAGACUUCAUACUGGAGAGAAACCUUAUGAAUGCCGUUUCUGUGGCAAAGCCUUCAGCCAGAGGACACAUCUGAAUCAACACGAAAGAACUCAUACAGGAGAAAAACCCUAUAAAUGUAAUGAAUGUGGGAAAGCCUUUAGCCAGAGCGCGCACCUUAAUCAACACAGGAAAAUCCAUACCCGGGAGAAAUUAUGUGAAUAUAAAUGUGAGCAAACCUUAAGCCACAGUCCGUCACUUAGCAGCACAUAACUCAUGGUGGGGGAAAUCAUGUAAAUAUAUAAAUGUGGGAAAUUUUUGGUCAGACAUUUUUAUCCCAUUCAAUAUCAAAUUAUUCAUAGUGGAGAGAAAGCUUCUACAUAAACUUUUGUUUUUUUGAGACAGAGUCUCACUCUACCCUGGCUGCAGUGCAGUGUCAUGAUCUUGGCUCCCUGCAACCUCCGCCUCCUGGAUUCAAGCAAUUCUCCUGCCUCAGCCUCCCGAGCAGCUGGGGCCACAGGCACACGCCAUCAUGCCUGGAUAAUUUUUUGUAUUUUUAGUAGAGACAGUGUUUCACCAUGUUGGCCAGGCUGGUCUCGAACUCCUAACCUCGGGUGAUUUACCCACCUCAGCCUCCCAAAGUGCUGGGAUUACAGGCAUGAGCCACUGCACCUGGCCAUAAACUUUCAAUGCAUUUCAAACCAAAUUAAUUUAAACCUUAAACUAGCAGCAUAUCACAUUCCCAGGAGGGAUUAUAAAAGGGAAAGUAAUUUAUUUGACAAAUGAGAUUAUAUUUGGAGGCAUGUUCCAAAUCUGAUAUAAAACUUUAAAAGAAAUCAGAAAUCCUUGUCCAGGCAUGGUGUUGCACACCUGCAAUCCCAGCUACCCUGGAGACUGAGGCAUGAGAAUUGCUUGAACAUGGGAGGCGGAGGUUGCAGUGAGCUGAGAUCACGCCACUGCACUCCAGCCUGGGCAACAGAGCAAGACUCUGUCUCAAAAAGAAAAGAAAAGAAAAGAAAAAUCCUGUAGGCAACAACCUGUAAUUACUGUAAUUACUCACCUGUAAGUUUUAUGGUGUAAAACUUUUAAAUCAGAAAUUUUUAUUAAUUAAAGGCAGUGCUGGCUGUAUGUGAUUGCCCACGCCUGUAAUCCCAGCACUUUAGGAGACCAAGGUGGAUAAUGACCUGAGGU